CUUCAUACAGUUGGGGCUGAGGCUGAUGAUGAUAGGAUUCAGCUCCUUUUGUCGGAGGUCAAGGGUAAGGAUAUAACAGAGCUCAUUGCAUCUGGACGGGAGAAGUUGGCAUCAGUUCCUUCUGGUGGCGGUGGUGCUGUUGCAGUGAUCUCAUAUGGUGGUGGUACUGCUGCAGCAGCUCCAGCAGCAGCUGAGCCCAAGAAAGAGGAAAAGGUGGAAGACAAAGAGGAGUCAGAUGAUGAUAUGGGCUUCAGUCUUUUUGACUAAAGGGUUCAGAUUCCUUCUUUCCUCCACAAUUCAGAGUAAUGUAUGCUUGAACUUUUUGUUAUGCAGAGUGACUGUAGUUUUUGGUUUUUUAUUUGGUAGAAAAAAGCUUGGCAAA
Camellia sinensis is the source of this 382-nucleotide messenger RNA. The record is from RefSeq and is a predicted model, not a curated record. NCBI's taxonomy places the organism in Eukaryota, Viridiplantae, Streptophyta, Magnoliopsida, Ericales, Theaceae.